Molecule: messenger RNA, 1854 nt
Organism: Mugil cephalus (flathead mullet)
Lineage: Eukaryota; Metazoa; Chordata; Actinopteri; Mugiliformes; Mugilidae
Gene: rsrc2
Product: arginine/serine-rich coiled-coil 2
Exons: 10
Coding region: 104-1333 (409 amino acids)
Source: RefSeq, a predicted model, not a curated record
CGAGACAACGGUCGUAGCAGCAGCAGCAGUUAGCGACCGCUCCGCUUUGGUUCACACAGACAACAAAAAGCCGUGCCGCUUACAAAUAGUGUGUUUCAAGAUAAUGUCGGCAAGUGACGAUGACUCUGUCGACCUGACUGGAACAAGCUCCCCAGUUCAUCACAGAAAAAAGCACAGUAUGGAGUCGUCCCGAUCUCCGAGAAGCUCCAAACACCACCAUUCACGGUCACGGUCACGCUCCAGGGACAAGAAACGUGACAGAAAAUACAGAAGGAGUCGAAGCAGGAGCAAAGAGGCACGAAAGAGGGACUCUGAGAAGGCAUCAAAAUCACACAGAAAAACAGAUGAGCGGUUAGACCAAGACAGACUAUCAGCAGAGAACGGAGAGGAGCGAUCCAGGCGCAAGGACAGGAAAUCUUCAAAGGGCCGGAGCAUGUCCAGGUCACAUUCGAGAGAGAGGCGACACCACAGCAGAAGUAGGGACAAGCGUCGAUCGCGAUCACGCAGCCGAGACAGGAAGAAGAAGGCCAGGUCUCGCUCGGGUUCAAGGACCAAACACCGUCAUCACAGUAGAAGUCGCAGUAAGAGCAGGGAGCGAAAGAAACGGAGUGAAAAAGUGCGCAGAAAGAGUCGAAGCAGGUCUGUUAAUCCACCUGCCUUCCGGGGCCGAAACACAGCUAUGGAUGCACAAGAGGCCCUGGCUAGAAGGCUGGAGAGAGCCAAGAAGCUACAGGAGCAGAAGGAAAAAGAAAUGUUUGAGAAACAGCAGCAACAGCAGCAGGAGAUAGCUGCAGUGGCUGCCCCAAUAGCAGCCGUUGCAGCUGCUGCAGCAGCGGCCUCAAACCCUGCCCUCAAUGUGGCGGCCCUCCUGGCCUCUGGGACGCAGGUCACGCCUCAGAUUGCCAUGGCAGCACAGAUGGCAGCCCUUCAGGCAAAAACCCUGGCAGAGACGGGUAUUGCUGUGCCCAGCUACUAUAACCCAUCCGCUGUAAACCCCAUGAAGUUUGCAGAGCAAGAGAAAAAGAGAAAAAUGCUAUGGCAAGGAAAGAAGGAAGGGGACAAAUCCCAGACAGCUGAGUUGUGGGAGAAGCUGAACUUUGGAAACAAGGACCAAAAUGUAAAAUUCCGCAAACUGAUGGGUAUUAAAGGAGAAGAUGAAGCAGAAGUUUCUAAACCGAUUAACGACGAAGGCUUGAAAACUCUUCAGAAGCAGGAGGAGAUGUUCAGGAACCUCGAUGUUCAGUAUGAGAUGGCUCGAUCUCAGACGCACACCCAGAGGGGAAUGGGGCUCGGCUUUUCCUCCUCAUUCUCACGUGGAAUGGAUUCUGUCUAGUGCCAAACUCUGACUGUCACUGCAACUCAUCUGACUUACCAAUUCAUCGCUAGCCCUCAAGCUUGCAUGGAUGUUGCUUUGAAUCUGUAAUUUAUUUAUGGACGAAGAUCUCGCAUAUUGGAAAAUUGUAAUGUAAAUAGCCAGAUGCUGAGUUUCUCUCAGUGUUUAUUAAUCUAUACAUCAUUGGAAAAGGAAGCAUCGUUUGGACUGGAGAAUGCUGGGUAAAAUUAGAUUUUUGUUUUGAAUAUUAUGGUAGCUUUUUUUAAACCCAAAUAUAUAUAUAUAUAUUGAUAUGUGAUUGUUUGAUCAUAGACUGAAAACAAUGUGGUUUGGGUGAACACUGUUUAAAUCCAUUUAGCUGAAGGCAUCAGGUCAGUGUAGCAUUAUCAGAAUCCAUUAAUUACACUUUUCCGAAUUGGGGAAAAAACAAAACAUGGGUUGUAAUACAUAAUGUCUUCUUGGCUUGAAAGGAGUAACGUGUCCAGUGUUAUUGAAAUAAAUUAGUUUUGUGUGGGAUAAGA